Molecule: messenger RNA, 1367 nt
Organism: Rhodamnia argentea
Lineage: Eukaryota; Viridiplantae; Streptophyta; Magnoliopsida; Myrtales; Myrtaceae
Product: protein NEN2-like
Molecular function (GO): 3'-5' exonuclease activity; nucleic acid binding
Source: RefSeq, a predicted model, not a curated record
CUCUCUAAGACUUAGACUUGAACAGAUGACCAAAGUGGACUAGGCCCGUUCUGUUCCUGUCGUUGGAGACGAUGCUUUUUUAAAGGCAAAGGACUGCAGAAGGAUCCGGGUACACUUCACACCGUCUUGUCCACACCCUCCUAUCUGUAAAUUGCUCAAGCGCACUCUCUCUCUCUCUCUGUAAGCUUUCUCUUGGAAACAAGAAUGGAUUCGUCUCAGCCGGAACUCGUGAUCUUCGACGUUGAGACGGUCAAGGUAACCAAAGCCAUCAUAGAAUUCGGGGCCAUCAUCGUAUGCCCGCAAACGCUGGUCGAGAAAGAGUACUUCUCUUCUCUGGCUCGGCCCCAGCACGACUGGGAGUUUGGAGAAUUCAAGAAACGAAGAAAUGGACUCAAUAGAGAAGACAUCAUUUCUUCCAACAUCUUCUUCUCGGACAUUGCUCACACCAUCUACGACAUGCUUCACGGAAGGAUUUGGGUAGGUCACAACAUCAAAGACUUCGAUUCUAGAAUUGUCAAGGAUGCGUUCCACGAAAUCGGGCGGUCACCACCAGAACCCUCGGGCGUAAUCGACACGAUGGAGUUGUGCGAACAUUUUAGAGGUGAAGCCGGCAAUGUAAAGAUGGCAACACUUGCGGCAUACUUUGAUCUUGGAGAGCAAAAACAUAGGAGCUUAGAUGAUGUCCAGUUGAAUCUCCGACUGUUCCGACGCUGUGCGGCGGUGUUCUUCCUGACAGAGUCCUUAAAGCUUUUGAGGGCACAAUAUGGCAACACGGACAGCAACAAAGUUCCAAGGUUUUUAGAACCCGAGGAAUAUAAAAUUCCAUCGCUCAGAGCUGAUUAUGACUCUCGCGAUUCCUUUGACCAAGUACGAGAUGUGUAUUUGCCAAUCUCUUGUGCUGCUUUGAAUGUGAAGUUGGGGCCAAGGUCCUGGAACGACAACGGCCGCCCGAAGGUGAGCUUCGUGGUCCACGCGCCGGACAACCUGAGCACCAUGCUAGAGGAAUGCGAUCGGAUGCUGCAGAGGUUGUUUCAGAGUUCCGGGAUCGACUCCGAGUGGAGAAACGUUGUGGUUAGAGCAUGGAACCCCCCCACUGUCAGGUUGAGCAUCGCAAAUACAGCAGACAAGCAAACGAUAGUUUGCAAGAGGACGGACUCCGGGGAAAUAAGAAGGCUCGUCUUCGACGAGAGCAAACUCGAGACGCUCCUCCCUCCAAGCACCAAGUUGGAUGCCUACUUCUUCUUGGAAACCUACCACUGUCAAGGGUACGCUGGCAUUAGAUUGGUGGCUCAUAAAUUGAUCAUCCAUCCCUAGUCCUGGAAGCAAAAGCUACUCACUUAUACAGUGUCGUGUGCCCGGAAAAGGAU